Molecule: messenger RNA, 3286 nt
Organism: Symphalangus syndactylus (siamang)
Lineage: Eukaryota; Metazoa; Chordata; Mammalia; Primates; Hylobatidae
Gene: DRC9
Product: dynein regulatory complex subunit 9
Biological process (GO): sperm axoneme assembly; cilium organization
Cellular component (GO): sperm flagellum; cytoplasm
Molecular function (GO): protein binding
Source: RefSeq, a predicted model, not a curated record
CUUCCUGCGUCCCCGGACGCCGUAGGUGGAAAGGCGCACCCUGAGUGGAGGACUUCCCACUGCUUAAAGAAUGAUUGACUGUAACUGCACUUUUGUGAGAUUAUAAAUAUACCACGGAGGGUAACGAAACUACAGAAGAAUGGAAGAAGACAGCCUGGAAGACUCAAACCUUCCUCCAAAAGUUUGGCAUUCUGAGAUGACGCUGUCAGUGACAGGCGAACCACCUAGUACCGUAGGAGAAGAAGGAAUACCUAAAGAAACAGACAUAGAAAUCAUCCCAGAAAUCCUGGAAACCCUAGAGCCACUGUCCCUUCCAGAUGUGCUGAGGAUCUCGGCAGUUCUGGAGGACACCACAGACCAGCUCUCUAUUCUAAACUACAUCAUGCCCAUUCAGUACGAAGGGAGACAGAGCAUCCGCAUGAAAAGCAGAGAAAUGAAUCUAGAAGGAACAAAUCUAGACAAACUUCCAAUGGCCUCAACUAUCACGAAAAUACCCAGUCUGUUAAUAACUGAGGAAGGACCCAACUUGCCGGAAAUCAGACACAGAGGCCGGUUCGCUGUGGAGUUUAACAAAAUGCAGGAUCUUAUCUUCAAAAAACCUACAAGGCAGACCAUCGUGACUACGGAGACUCUGAAGAAAUUUCAGAUUGAAAGGCAGUUUUUCAGCGAUGUGAUUGCAGAUACCAUUAAGGAGUUGCAAGAUUCGGCCACUUACCACAGUCUCCUGCAAGCUUUGAGCAAAGAGAGGGAAAACCAAAUGCACUUCUAUGAUGUCAUCGCCAGGGAGGAAAAAGGAAGAAAACAGAUAAUAUCACUUCAAAAACAGCUAAUUAAUGUCAAAAAGGAAUGGCAAUUUGAAGUCCAGAGUCAGAAGGAGUAUAUUGCUAACCUCAAGGACCAACUUCAAGAGAUGAAGGCAAAAUCCAACUUGGAGAAUCGCUACAUGAAAACCAAUACCGAGCUGCAGAUUGCCCAGACCCAGAAAAAGUGUAACAGAACAGAGGAACUCUUGCUGGAAGAGAUUGAGAAACUAAGGAUGAAAACUGAAGAAGAGGCCCGGAUUCACACAGAGAUUGAAAUGUUCCUGAGAAAGGAGCAGCAGAAACUUGAGGAGAGGCUAGAGUUCUGGAUGGAGAAAUAUGAUAAGGACACAGAAAUGAAACAGAAUGAACUAAAUGCUCUCAAAGCCGCAAAGGCCAGUGACUUAGCACACCUUCAAGACCUGGCAAAGACGAUAAGAGAGUAUGAACAGGUCAUCAUUGAAGAUCGUAUAGAAAAGGAGAGGAGCAAGAAGAAGGUAGAACAGGAUCUCUUGGAAUUAAAGAGCGUUAUAAAGCUCCAGGCCUGGUGGCGAGGCACUAUGAUACGGAGAGAAAUUGGUGGUUUCAAGAUGCCUAAAGACAAAGUUGAUAGCAAGGAUUCAAAAGGCAAAGCAGCGCCCUAGGACCUGCGCAGCCAGUGUUUACACUCAGAAGCCUGUGCUUUCUGGAGCACCCUCACCUCCCAGCUGGACUAGAGGGAGUGCUGUGUGUUCUCAAGAGAAUGUACAAUUACAACCCCUAAACCACAUGAGAGCCUGUGUGUGUUUUUUAACAGGCGUUUCAACUCUGAGACAUCUUAAAAAUAAAACCAACCCAACUCCCCGAAGUCUGAAAGGCACCUACUAACACAGAAAACUGAAGUUUUCAUCAUCACAGUGUUGAGUGUUUCAGCAUUAACACUGAACAGUCUUUUCACCUGUGAAAAUAGCAGUCCCAUUUCAUAUGGAAGAAAACCAAACCAGUGAGCCCCUCAGGCUGAACCCUACACCCGGAUAUUACGCUCCUCACAAUCUCUCUUCACACUUGAGUUCAUCCUUUAUCCCAAUUUUGUUAACAGAGUUCAGAAGGUUCCUGAAUAUUCAGAAACACCAUUUAUGAAACUAGAAUCUAACCGCAAUUAUAAAGUAGUUUCCAGCAUUAAUGUCUAGCAGCUAAAUGCUAGGCGUUCUGAAAAAGCAAGGCAAUAUUCACUGCCUUGAGCACAGAACAGGGACUGCUGCCCUAAUACUUCUCCUGCUACUGUUUCACUAUUAAGAAGGUUUGAGUAUGUUAGAAAUCACAUAAAUUCCAAUUUUAAACAGAAUGCUGGGAGUGAACCUCAGUCAUGCAUAACAAACACAGUCAAUCUGGAAGGGGCUCACCUGAGAGGCCAGCUCCAACCCAUCUGCUCGUGUGCACCACGUUCAACGUAUAGACUGGGCUCAGAAUAGCAGCCUAGGGAAUCCACAUGAUCUUUAAACUGAACAUUCUGACCAAACUAAAAUUACUAAAAUCACAGCCAAUACCUUUCAAACGUCCAGACCGCAAAUGCCUAGACGGACCUGUGCCUACCGACAAAGGGGGGAUUCAGGAUUUCAGGACACAGUUCAAAGCAGAAAUCUAAGUGACCGGGUGCGACCAAAACCAGAAAAGGCACGACGGUUCUCCUCAUGAGCAGCUGCUGAAAAGGUUCAGUCACUCCACAAUUUCCACACUUGUGCUGAGGCACGGAAAAACGGCCAGAUGGGAGUUGUACUGUGUGACUUGGAAAUAAAGCUCUACAUACAUGUCAUAUUCGAAGUACAAGUUCAGAAUUGUAUUAGUAAAAAUGCUUCAGCAUUUAUGGUAAGAGAAACGAGGCCACAGGCCAGGAGAAUGGGCAGAUGACCAGGAGAAAAAAAUGCUGGUCAUUUCCUGUUGGUUAGCAAUCAUAAAUGUUUACUAUUGUGAGGGGGUGCUCAUCUGCAAAUAUAAGGAAAGGUUCUACCUCCUUUAUUGGUUAGCUCUUUGAGGGCCAGUAGGGAGAAAAAGCACUUAUGUAAGUAAUUCUGAAUGAGAAACAAACCUCCUUUACCAAGCACAGGAAUGAGGCAGAAAGUCACCGGAGUGCAAUCUUUCAGCGAGCGGGGAAGAGCCAGUGAUAAAGCACACAGAGAGUUAACAUCACAGCACAGUAAAAUGCCACAAAACCCAGAAGCUGCAGAGAGAGACAGACAAAACUGGAUUCUUCUGAGUGUGCCCCAAGAGAAAGGAGCGUUUCAACAGUUCUUUUAACGCGGAGGUUUAGCUGAAGGAUGUCGGAAGGGGAACAAAGAUUGUCCUGUCCAAAGUGUGAGCAGGAAAGGAAAACAGAAAAACAAAGUCAGUGGAUCAGAAAUGCAGAUUUGCGUAUAGAAUUCAUAUGAUCAUCUCAGUCACAUUCACAUAUACACAUCCUGUAACAUUUUUACAUUGAGGAACAAAAAUAAAAUGCUGAAAACCACAAA